AAAAAGGAAAAGUGUUGGGAAGGGGCAUAAGAAAAGAUUAUGUAAUAAUUUGGAGCAUUCCCCACUUUCACGUGAGUGGAGUAGGACUUGAAAUCCAGCUGCUUCCCACUACUACUGUUAGCGGAUAUACUCACUCUUUCAACAACAAAUGUCUGAAAGCUGAACAACCGAAGAAACAGAAAGCUCAAACAAUGCAAAGGGCAACGGCAGCACUCCUCCCUCUGUUGCUACAUAUAAUCAGCCUCGCCACCACUUGCGGUGGCUCCACGGUGUCCUCCGACGCGGUGUGGUUGCUGUCGUUUAAACGGGAAGCGGACCAAGACAACAGGCUCCUCUACACUCUGAACGAGCCGUACGACUACUGCGAGUGGGAGGGCGUGAAGUGUGCACAAGGGAGAGUGGUCCGUUUCGUGGUCCAGUCCAUGGGCCUGCGCGGCCCAUUCCCUCCGGACACCCUGACGAAGCUGGACCAGCUCCGCGUGAUGAGCCUCCGUAACAACUCCCUCUACGGGCCCAUCCCUGAUCUCUCCUCUCUCACCAACCUCAAGGCUCUCUUCCUCGACCACAACAACUUCUCCGGUUCCUUCCCUCCUUCCCUCCUCCUCCUCCACCGCAUCCUCACUCUCUCCCUCUCUCACAACAAUCUCUCCGGUUCAAUCCCGGUUCGGCUCACUCUCCUCGACCGUCUCAUAGCCCUCCGUCUCGACUCCAACAACUUCUCCGGCACGCUCCCUCCUCUCAACCAAACCGCUCUCAAACUGCUCAAUGUCUCCAACAACAACCUGACCGGUCCUGUUCCCGUUACUCCGACCCUCUCUAAACUCAACGCCGCCUCCUUUUCGGGAAACCCUGGCCUCUGCGGGGAGAUUGUUCACCGAGAGUGUGGCUCGCGCUCCCGCUUCUUCGGCCCCGCCACGUCCACCUCCACGGCGCCGUUGAGUCAGAGCGAACAGUCUCAGGGUAUUUUGGUUGUGCCUGCUUCCGCCCAAACAAAGCGUCAUCGAAAGACUGGGCUGCUGGUUGUGGGCUUUGUUGUGGCGGGUGUUCUUGUGAGUGUUUUUGUUGUGUCUGUGGUUUCGCUUGUGAGGAGGAGGCAGGCGGCGGCGGGGAAAGCGGUUGUUGCGGAGGGGGGUGAGGUGGAGGGGGUUGUGGAGGAGGAGGAGAGGGAGGUGAAGGUGAGGAGGAUGGAGGAGGCGCACAGGAGUGGGAAACUUGUGUUCUGCUGCGGGGAGGUGCAGCAGUAUACGCUGGAGAUGCUGAUGCGGGCUUCGGCGGAGUUGCUGGGGAGGGGGAGCGUGGGGACGACGUACAAGGCGGUGCUGGAUUCGCGGUUGAUUGUGACGGUGAAGAGGUUGGAUGGGGGGAAGAGUGGGGGGAGUGAUGGAGUAGUGUUUGAGCGCCACAUGGAGGCUGUGGGGAGGCUUCGCCACCCCAAUUUGGUUCCUUUGAGGGCUUAUUUUCAGGCCAAGGGAGAGAGGCUUGUCAUAUAUGAUUAUCAGCCCAAUGGCAGCAUCUUCAACCUCGUUCACGGUGCUGCAUGUGCAGGUUCAAGAUCGGCGAGGGCGAAGCCUUUGCAUUGGACAUCAUGCUUGAAAAUAGCCGAAGAUGUGGCACACGGACUUGCUUAUAUACAUCAAGUUUCAACUCUAAUUCAUGGCAACCUGAAAUCUUCUAACGUUCUUCUUGGGACGGGCUUUGAAGCCUGUAUUACGGACUAUUGUUUGUCCCUCUUUGCAGAUUCUUCGUUCACUGAAGAUCCCGAUUCUGCGGCUUAUAGAGCACCCGAGGCUCGCAACUCUAGCGGCAGAGCCACAUCCAAGUCUGAUGUUUAUGCUUUUGGAGUGCUUCUACUAGAGCUUUUGACCGGUAAACACCCUUCCCAACAACCUUUUCUUGCACCAGCGGAUUUGCAAGAUUGGGUGAGAACAAUGAGAGAUGAUGAUGGCAGUGAAGACAACCGGCUAGAGAUGCUCACGGAGGUUGCCAGUAUUUGCAGUGCAACCUCGCCGGAGCAGAGGCCAGCAAUGUGGCAAGUCCUUAAGAUGAUACAGGGAAUAAAGGACAGCGUUUCGAUGGAGGAUAAUUCAUUUACCGGGCUCUCUUAGUUUCUGAACUAUAUCUAUCUAAACCUGACUGGAUUGUGUGCGGAGAAGUUAAUCACACCUUGUCCUCAUCUUGAAAAUGAAAGAAAUUUCUCGUGGACGGACUUAGACGAGUGAUUUUGCAAGCCAGGUUAAAAAGCAAGCACUCAUUUUUGCCGAAAUCUCUAUACAGUGAAAAAAGCAGAAGCAUCGGAUGUUCUGUUAUCUGCCGGGGCUGGUUUGUGCAUUUUUUUAGUUCUAUAGACACAGUGACAUAGAAUUUUAAUGAAUUUGAGCUUAUUGAAAUUUUCUUCGUUUCUCUGACAACCAAGGGACGUUGGCAGUAGAAAAAAAAAACUGAAAAAGGUUUAAUGGAGACUUGACUGGUAGGGAUGUUUGAAGGAAAGCUUAAAAUACCUUUAAUCUUAGCACAGUAGUACUUUUUGUUGUUUAUGUGUAUAUUGAAUAUAUAUUUGAAAAUCAAAAAAUUACUUUUAAAUUUU
Messenger RNA from Vigna umbellata (rice bean), 2584 nucleotides. RefSeq names its product Leucine-rich repeat protein kinase family protein. Gene Ontology annotation, molecular function: ATP binding; protein kinase activity; protein binding. The record is from RefSeq and is a predicted model, not a curated record. Gene Ontology annotation, biological process: protein phosphorylation. NCBI's taxonomy places the organism in Eukaryota, Viridiplantae, Streptophyta, Magnoliopsida, Fabales, Fabaceae.